AUGACGUACGUCGCUCAAAGAAAGGCAGAAGAAAAAGAAAAACCGUUAUGCUAUAGUACGUACUGUAAACUGUUUAGGGAAACAGGUUCUAAAAUUAAAAACCAAAGCAUAGAUACAUGUAAAACAUGUGCCAGGCUCACAAAUGAAUUAAAAUGUACAUCUACUGAGAAAGAAUGGAACGAAAAAGCUCUGGAAAAAGAGAAACACUUGGAAUUGACAGAAAAAGCUUAUAACCUAACGAAAGUCGACAAAGAAAGAGCAAGUCAUUCUCAAAAUGAGCGUAUACUGGUUUUUGUCUUACAGCAAAAUCUUCCAACUCUUUCGUUAACAACUGGCGAAGUCUACUACAAAAGACAGUUGUAG
Messenger RNA from Psylliodes chrysocephalus, 363 nucleotides. Lineage: Eukaryota; Metazoa; Arthropoda; Insecta; Coleoptera; Chrysomelidae. The record is from the annotation of a GenBank genome assembly.